This is a messenger RNA of Cryphonectria parasitica EP155, 1272 nucleotides long. RefSeq lists its product as uncharacterized. The annotation marks the transcript as partial. NCBI's taxonomy places the organism in Eukaryota, Fungi, Ascomycota, Sordariomycetes, Diaporthales, Cryphonectriaceae. The record is from RefSeq and is a predicted model, not a curated record. The transcript is spliced from 3 exons.
CGCAGUUUUCAGGACGAGAAGAAGCUCUUCGUUGGCGACUUUCUGGAGAGUGGCGAGGUGGGCGGCGAUCUGGACGGCUCCGAGCUGGCGAGCUUGUGCGCGAGCAAACAUUGGUAUCCUGAGGAGAAGGCCGUGAUUGUGUCGUGUGAGCCUGUGCCGGGCGGGCUGGCGUCGGUCAAGAAUGGGGCGUUGAACUGUGUUCGCUUUGCCAUCGAGAUUGGAGGUGCUUCCACAGCCCAACUCAUCCUCCCCCGAAUAGCCCUGCGCUCCGUCUCGGACAUCAGCAACCUCCAUGGCGCCCAGCAGAAUAAAGGCGCCGGCCUAGACUACAUGUUCUCCGUGCCCCAGAUCCGCUCCGCCCUCCAGGCUCACUGUCCGCAGCUCAAAGUCCACGACUCUCUCGACGCCCUCUACGAUAGACCCUCCCUCCUCAAGCCCUUGGACCUCGGCCUCUCCCAGCUCACGAGAGAGUUCAUCAGCUAUGAGGACAUUCCGACCACCAUCCUCGCGCAACCCCAGAACCUGUCGUCUUUCUUUCAGGAUUAUUUGGACUCGAAUCUGCCGCCUGAGAAGCGCCAUUAUCCCGUGCGCGUGCACCUGGCAAAUACACUCUUUGCCUGGCCCGCCCACGAGGCAGGCACCUCUAGCCUGAGGUCAGACUUUGGAAAACUCCUCCGCACCCGUGACGACGUCAAGGCCCUCGCCGCCUCUGCCCUGUACAACCUCGCCAAAGUGUACUCCCUCCCCCUCCCCUCACCGCGCAGCGACAGAAGCGCCGCGCAGACCGCCGAAAGCCUCGUGGGCAUGCACCUGCGCACCGAAAAGGACGCCCGCGACUCGUGGUCCUUCUUCCCCGGCUACGACGACCAGACGGCCUACUUCUUCGCCCACCUCGAGAGCCUCCCCACCCUGCCCCCGCCCCCUGGCGCACCGCCCGGCAAAAAGGGCCGGAAGCUGGCAUACCUGGCCACAGGCCUGACCGCCACCGACAGCGACGUGGUGCGCUUCCGCGCCCGCGCCGCCGAGCUCGACACCACCGUCCUGCUGAAGCGCGACCUCCUCGACGAGACCGAGGUCGCCGCCCUCAACAGGCUCACGUGGGACCAGCGCGCCCUCGUCGACUACGAGAUCCUGCUGCGCGCCGGCACCGUGCUGGGCAUCGUCGAGAGCAGCUUCGCCUGGGACGUGGCGCUGCGCAGGGCCAUGGCCUAUACGAGUUCCGCACAGCAGCAGGACAUCAGCAACUCGUUUACGGCGAGACCCGGUACUGUU